AUGUUUUUAUACUUUUAUUUCUAUUUCAAGCUUUAUACUAACAUCCAUUUCCAGGCUGACAAAAUCCACGAACAGCAAGAGUUCGAACAUCUCAAGUCAAAGCAUAUAGGACUGGGGAACAGCGACACUUCCAGAGAUGAAUGGAUCAGGAAUAUCCACAGAGACACGUAUUCCUCCCUAGCCGGACACAGUCCCUCAGUGGACUAUAUCAGCACGGCAUUGAACAAGCCUAAGGUACAGGUCAAGGCCGAUUUGAUAGAGAAGAUGAUUCAGCCAGUUGAGCCGCGUGGGAAGAGCUGA
Kuraishia capsulata CBS 1993 is the source of this 300-nucleotide messenger RNA. RefSeq lists its product as uncharacterized. Gene Ontology annotation, cellular component: U2 snRNP; precatalytic spliceosome. The coding region runs from base 1 to 300 and encodes 99 amino acids. The record is from RefSeq and is a predicted model, not a curated record. The transcript has a single exon. Gene Ontology annotation, biological process: mRNA splicing, via spliceosome. NCBI's taxonomy places the organism in Eukaryota, Fungi, Ascomycota, Pichiomycetes, Pichiales, Pichiaceae.